Molecule: messenger RNA, 2539 nt
Organism: Alosa alosa (allis shad)
Lineage: Eukaryota; Metazoa; Chordata; Actinopteri; Clupeiformes; Clupeidae
Product: V-type proton ATPase 116 kDa subunit a 1
Exons: 18
Coding region: 128-2404 (758 amino acids)
Biological process (GO): vacuolar acidification; proton transmembrane transport
Cellular component (GO): vacuolar proton-transporting V-type ATPase, V0 domain; plasma membrane; vacuolar proton-transporting V-type ATPase complex
Molecular function (GO): ATPase binding; proton-transporting ATPase activity, rotational mechanism
Source: RefSeq, a predicted model, not a curated record
UGGUGCCGUAGUGUGCUUUGACAGGAGGAAAGGGUUCUUUGGACAGACUGAGAAGUGUUCUUUAGACAGACUGAGAGAAGUGUUCUUUAGACAGACUGAGAGAAGUGUUCUUUAGACAGACUGAGAGAUGGGUUCUUUUUUCCAAAGUGAGGAGAUGUGUCUUGUUCAACUCUUCUUCCAGACAGAAUCAGCCCACUACUGCAUCAGUGAGCUCGGAAAUCUGGGACUUGUGCAGUUUAGAGAUCUGAAUCCAGAUGCGUCGGCCUUUCAUAGGAAGUUUGUAAAUGAAGUGAGGAAAUGCGAAGACAUGGAGAGAGUCCUCAGGCUUCUGCAGAAGGAGAUGAUGAAGAGUGAUAUCGCGGUGGCCAAGGGCUCGGACACAGAGCGGGUGCCCUGUCCUCGGGAUGUGUUUGAACUUGAGUCUACGCUUGAGAAGUUGGAGCAGGAGCUGAGGGAGAUCAACUCCAACCAGGACACACUGAAGCACAACUUCACCGAGCUCAUGGAGAUGAAGUACCUGCUGCAGAUGGCUGAGGACUUCUUUGAACAGGCGGAGUGCCAGCUGUCGGUCUCUGAGCUGCCGUCCGAGGACUCCAUCACGCUGACCACCUCAUCACGCAUGGCCAGGCGCACCAGCAGCAUCGCCAGCCACACUGGCCCGCUCAAACUGGGGUUUGUAGCAGGAGUAAUCAGGCAUGAGAGAUUCCUCUCCUUUGAGAAGAUCCUGUGGCGACUGUUUCACGGCAACUUUGUUCUGCGUCAUGCUGAAAUCCAGAUCCAGGAGGAGGAGAACAACACAGAGGGGCCAGUGAAGAAAGUUGUGUUCAUAAUAUUCAUACAAGGAGAUCAUGUCCGGAGAAAGAUCCAGAAAAUAUGUGAAGGCUUCCAUGCUGGUCUGUAUCCCUGCCCAAACGCACCUGCUGCCCGGAAAAACAUGAGGGUCAACGUCAGCACUCGUAUCUCAGACCUCAAAAUGAUCCUGAAGAAGACCGAGGAGUACCGUCAGAACGUCUUGACCGCGGCCGCUGGCCACAUCCAGGACUGGAGCACCAAAGUGAGGAAAAUGAAGGCCGUCUACUACACCCUGAACCUCUGCAACAUCGACAUCACACAGAAGCUGAUCGUGGCCGAGAUCUGGUGUCCGGUGUCUGACCUCGCGUCCGUGCAGGCCGCCCUGAUGAAGGGAUCUGAGCAGAGUGGCUGUAGUGUGAACCCUGUUUUAAACCGCAUCCCCACUAGCCACACGCCCCCAACCUUCAACAGGACCAACGCCUUCACCGCGGCCUUCCAGAGCAUCAUCGACGCCUACGGAGUGGCCGACUACCAGGAAAUCAACCCAGCUCCCUACACCAUUGUGACGUUCCCAUUCCUCUUCGCCAUCAUGUUCGGGGACUGUGGUCACGGCCUCGUCAUGAGUCUGCUGGCCGUCUGGGUCAUCUACCAAGAGGAACACUUCCGCCAUUUAAAGAAUGAGCUGAUCGAUGUGUUGGUGGGCGGACGCUACAUCUUGCUGCUCAUGGGCCUUUUCUCCAUCUACACGGGCCUCAUCUACAAUGACUGCUUCUCCAAGUCCUUCAACAUCUUCGGGUCCUCCUGGAGCGUCAGGCCCAUGUUCUACCCCCACGGGCCCUGGACGAAUGACACUCUCCAUGGCAACGCUCACCUCCAGCUGGACCCUGCCGUGCCCGGCGUCUUCUCCGGGAGUCCCUACCCGUUCGGCAUAGACCCGGUGAGUGAGGGAGAGGAUCCAGUGAUUCUGCCGGCAUGGAAACGCUACGUCACACUUCGGGACUCAAUUUGUCCUAUGGGCUCUGUGCACCAGCUUACUUGGAAUCGGCAAACCGGUUUCCCGUUUGUUGACAUUGCUGUCAACAAGCACCUGGGGGGUAUUCCAUCAAGCUCGCUAAAGGCCAAACCUCUAAUUUUAGUGUUUGGGAGCAGAGAGCAGAACCAGCAGGCCGCUGCAGACGGGAGUGCUGGCUUUGCACCUGGGCACAAGCAGGAAAUGGCACCUGGGCACAAGCAGGAAAUGGUCAGCAUGGGGGACAUGUUUGUGUAUCAGGCCAUUCACACCAUCGAGUACUGCCUGGGGUGCAUCUCCAACACCGCGUCCUAUCUGCGCUUGUGGGCUCUAAGUUUAGCCCAUGCAGAGCUCUCGGAGGUCCUGUGGAAGAUGGUGCUCCACGUGGCUCUGGGCAACACGUCCGGCCUGGGCUCUGUGCUGGUGGCGCUGAUCUUUGCCGCAUUCGCCGCCCUCACAGUGGCCGUUCUGCUGGUCAUGGAGGGCCUGUCUGCAUUCCUGCAUGCACUCAGACUUCACUGGGUGGAAUUUCAGAACAAGUUCUACAAAGGAUCGGGUUACAAGUUUACUCCGUUGUGUUUUGACAGCCUAAUGAGUAUGUAGUGACAAGCCUCUUAACUCCAGAGAACAGGCUGGGGAUGGCAACACAGUAUAGAGUUACACACACACACACACACACACAUCCAACAAGCUUAUUGACAGAUCGACACACAGCACAUGCUUGAUUCGACUUGACCU